This is a messenger RNA of Triticum turgidum subsp. durum (durum wheat), 291 nucleotides long. NCBI's taxonomy places the organism in Eukaryota, Viridiplantae, Streptophyta, Magnoliopsida, Poales, Poaceae. The record is from the annotation of a GenBank genome assembly.
AUGGAGAGCAAGAGCAAUUCGCUCUUGGUGGUCGCUGGGCUCCUCCUGGCAGCUGCUGUGGACGCCGGAGAAGGGUGCGCGGCGUGGCGGAGGCUGGAGAACACGGUGGAGCCGGAGCUGGACUACCAGGUCCGAAGCCUUGCUCUAUCUCCUGGUGAUAUCAGGCCGGACGUGUACAAGCCAAACAAGCCGGUGUGCAUCCCGGGUCAAGGCUGUGCUAAACCUGGAGAGCGCUACACACCUCAUUCCGGCUAUGAGUGUAGACACUACAACAGAGAAGCGGGCUGCUAG